Messenger RNA from Triticum urartu, 722 nucleotides. The record is from RefSeq and is a predicted model, not a curated record. Lineage: Eukaryota; Viridiplantae; Streptophyta; Magnoliopsida; Poales; Poaceae.
GCCACCGUGUGCUAACCAAGAAGACAUGCCGAACAAGUGGGAGGACGCAUCUUUGGACAAGGUGAAGGAGAAAGAUGCCAACAUCCCGCCAUGUUGGUGUGGAGAUGUUUGCAAGGUGAAGGUAUCCACCGACCGAAAUAAAUCAUGGACGGAAGGGCGGAGAUAUUUUGUAUGCCCGAACUAUGCUUAUGAUCGUGCACUUCCAACUAACGCCUAUGACCAACCACCGUCACCGCCUCCUCUAUGCAAGUACUUCACGUGGAUAGAUCUUGAAGUGCCAGAAGAUGUCAAAAAGGACCAAUACCAAGAUUGUCUUAGGCGGCAACGGCGGUUCGAAGAAUCGUUUCGAAGAGGCUUGGAGGAAGAGCGUCGUCAGAAGGAGAGGAUGGAGCGGAAGAAACGAGACGAGGAGAGGGCACGCCAAGCGAAACUUGCUCGUGAGGAGGAGAGGGCAAGAAAGCUUGCAAAGGCUCGCGAGGCGCAAGAGGAGGACUCGGCCCGUGACAAGAAGGGGAAAUGGCCUCGCUCUACUCAGUAGGGACUUCGGUUCGGUGCACUCGUCGUGAACUUGUGAGGGCAUGUAAGAUGUUGGUGAACUAUUUUCUAGGGCAAGCUACCAUUUGUCAUUUGUAAUGAAUGUGUCGUGAACCAUGUCGUAGUUCGAAUUGUCUUAAGUUAUGAACUCGUCGGCAUAAAAUUUUUGUUUGUUCAAAUUGUUGUGA